UUAGAUGCAAUUAAUCACAAUUAAUUGUUUCCCAGUACUAAUACAAACUCAGUAACUAUGUUUGGUUAUAGGUUGAAAAUGCUGUUUCCAGUGGGCUCACUGGAAUUGCCUGCACAGAUGAGCAGAGGCUCUGGAAUGUGGGGACCCAGAGGAACCUCUGCCCAAAGCAGCUAAUGGACAUCACCUUUUCCCACCACCGAGCUACUGAUGAGCUGCAGAUGCCAGAGGUAAUGCCGAAAAAUGUCCCUCUGCCUCCCACUCCUUCAUUUUGCACCCAGGAUGAGCUGAGAGAGGGUCUCAAGCAUCUUCGACUGCCUGUGUCAAGCCUUCUGCACAAAUGUCUGAGUGCUGCAAAGGGACAGGAGCCAGAACAUCCUGCAUCCUCACCACAUGCUGACCACGAUGGCAUCAACAACUGCCAGAGAUGUAUGUUGUUUUAUAGUAGUUUCGUGGCCAUUCAUCCCAACAAAUUUACAUCACUGGAGCGUGUAACCCUUGAGCAAAGUUCCUCUCACUUGUGGCAUGAUUCUCGUAAGGUUAGAAUCACUGCAAGCACGGCAAAGAAGGUUCCAAUCAGAGGCAACCCUCAGACCUAUAUCAGAGAGCACCUCUACCCCAGGUUCCAUGGGAAUGCAGCAACUAACCAUGGCUUAGAAAGUGAGGCAUCUGCUUUACAGUGGCUAGAGGGUUGUGGGUUUAUAGUCAGCCGCAAAGGCACUGUUGUGUGUGCAAGUGAGCCCUGGCUGUCAGCAAGCCCUGAUGGAGUUUUGAACUCAGAGGAACUGCUGGAGAUCACGUGCCCUCUCCUUAAGACUGAUGAGUCUCUGGAGGACCUGUUCAAAAGUCAGAGAUAUGAUGUGAGGAUGGUGGAGGGGACACCUGAGCUGCAGCCAAAUGGUCCACGGGGCUUCUAUAUGCAAGUGCAGCUUGCCAUGUUCUGUACAGGGCUGAGGGCCUGUAAGCUGCUCAUCUGGGUUCCAUCACAGCAAGUUCUGCUACAUGUCCCAUAUAAUGAGCAAUUCUGUGCCAAGACUGUAGCUCGACUAAAAACAUUUUACUUUAAGUAUAUGCUUCCUCAUGUGUCAGAUGAGUUUCAGGAAGGCCGCCUGCUGCUUUCCACAAGAUACUUGCAGCUUUGUAAAUAAGCAGGAAUGAGAAUAAUUAGGUUAAGGAUAGGAUAUUAGGUAAUUAGGGUGAGAUGUAGAGGGUGUGGGUGAAAACUGGAACUAUUUUAAAUUAGUGGUUUUUAAUAAGUUGUGUUAAACAAGAGACAGACUGUGAUUUUUGUUUUAUAAAAUGUAUAAUUUAUUAUAAAUUGUAUAAAAUCAGAUUUGUUGAUCAGUGUUUGCUGUUUUCAGGAGCCAAGAGACCCCUUUACUGACCAUCCUGUAGAGGAGAUCAGUAAUGGUGAAGCCUCUGUCUGCCAUUACUUUAUCACCUGGACGAAGGUAUUCCAGGAACCCUGAAUUUGCAGUUAUGAAUUUGUCACUGCACCUUCCUCCAUACGCUGGUGAGAUGAACAUG
Messenger RNA from Carassius auratus (goldfish), 1524 nucleotides. RefSeq lists its product as uncharacterized. The record is from RefSeq and is a predicted model, not a curated record. Lineage: Eukaryota; Metazoa; Chordata; Actinopteri; Cypriniformes; Cyprinidae. The transcript has 2 exons. Bases 174 to 1145 code for a protein of 323 amino acids.